AACUCAUUUGUAGAAGAAGAAGAAGAAGAAGAAGAAGAGAAUCACUUUGGUUUUUAAGAAUUUAGGGUUUUCAAAAGCCGAAAGCCACCAUGGCGGAGGUUGUUUUGCACAUAUACGAUGUAACAAACAGUGGAUCGGAGAUUGAUAGCUUCUAUAAAGACGGGAUCGGUCCUAUAGCCGGCGUAUUCCACUGCGCGAUUCAGGUAUAUGGGGAGGAUGAAUGGUCUUAUGGGUGUUGUGAACAAGGAACUGGUGUUUUCAGCUGUGCUAUCACCAAGAAUCCUAUGUACGCUUAUCGCGAGAAGAUUGUUCUUGGGAAGACGGAUUGCACUAUCUUCAUGGUUGAUCAGAUUUUGCGUGAGCUUAGCAGGGAAUGGUCAGGACAGACGUAUGAUUUGUUGUCUAAAAAUUGCAAUCACUUCUGCGAUGUGCUCUGUGGCAGGCUUGGUGUCCCUAAGCUCCCAGGUUGGGUGAAUCGCUUUGCCAAUGAUGGUGACGCAGCCUUGGAAGUGGCGGAAGACACAAAAAUGCGUGUAAAGGAAGCCAAAGCUGAAUUAGUAUCAACUAGUAAAGUGGCGAGUAGCUUUUCGAAUGUUUCAUCGGACAUGACUAAUAGCUCCACUUCCACUGGGUGGAACAUGAAAAUGCAAGGCACUUGGAAAAUGGUGGCUAAACGUAGUAGGAGUUCAACAAAGCGUGUUAAGAAACAAGUUACACGUUCUCGGGAUAUCGAGGCCGAAUACAAGAGUGCGACAAGUACAUCAGCCGAAGGGGAUUCAGGAUCCGAAAAGCUUGGCGUUUCUAUUCCAGGCCAGCAUUUCGCAGAGAGAGUAGAGCAUGUUCCGUUAAAGAAACGGAGAUUUAUGGUUCCCUCUCCAUCACCUUUGAAUAGGUCCUUUGCUCGUGGUGAAGACUCACAACAUCGUGCACAGAUCAAUCACUCUCUGCCUGUUUCACGGUUGAACCCUAAUCUAAUGAGCGGAAAAACAUCAAAAGUCUUUGAUGAUAAACCUGACUGCGGCGGUCAUGACUUCUAUGGUAUUAAGAUACUUGCAGAGGUUGCUUGCAGUAGUGGUAUGAGUAGCGAAAUUGCAUCCGCAGUAGACGGUCAGAUUGUUGAACAUGCACGAGAGCAAGAGGCUUUGGCCUUUUCUCCUAAUGAUUCAUCAACCGGAACUGUUGAUGUCUCGGGGAAAGAUACUACGAUUGAGUCCAGUGACAAGGUUGAGGAAGGCAAGAGCAAAAUCUUAGUGCCUCAAAAUGCUUCGGUUGAUAUUUUGGGUCAUGCUUCGGCUGCUAAUCAGAGUGAAAGACAUAAUAUGGUAGCAUCUAGUAGUAUGAUAGUGACGCGGAACAUUAGCAUUGCUGUUUCGAAUGAAUCGUCAACAGAUGGGCCAAGGGAAAAUUUGGAAGCUGGUGAUAGCAGACAUUUAGCAACUCAGAGUGAGCUUGCCACUGUGUCAGAAAAUUUAUCUGGUGAUGAGCGCACUGGAAAGAGUAAGAAUUCUGAAUGCAUUACAGAUGAUAGGUUACACUGGGAUUUAAAUCUUCCAACAGACGCAUGGGGUCAGCCUUGCGAUGUAGUCGAUGAGAUAUCGGGAAGAUACUCUGAUGGAGAAGUCACCGAAUCCAUUACUGAGAGCAGACAUGUUGAUGGUAGCAAUGACUACCCGACUGGCUUGAUUGCAUCAGAUGUGCGCAUGAAUUCUCAGUUGCUGUCUGGGCCUAGUGCUGGAGAAUCUGUUCGAAAUGGAAAGGAGUGCCAAUCUGGUUAUGAUUCCCAGUUUGAGGAUGGAGAGUUGAGAGAACCAUACCCUUGGGAAGAAAAUGAGGGUGAUAGUGAAGAUGUUGAACAAGUGGAUUAUGGGUCUGAGCCAGAGAAGGAGCGGUUGUACUCUUUGGGUGAGAGUAAUGAGAAUAAGCUAGAGGACAUUGAGAAGGAAAUCGUGGCAGAGACAAAGUGUGGAGCUGUCAAGAGUAAAUCUAGCGAUGUGCAUGAAGGAAACAAUGAUGUAGAGAAGCAUGUCGUGGUUUGCAUGAAUAAUUCACAUUCAAAAGGGUCUUCUCCAUCAAGGAGCUUCAGGUCAAAACAAUUCAGGGAGUCCCAUACUCAUGAACCCAUCCGAAGGAGAAGGCCUGAUAGUUAUGAAGAGUUGAGUGAGAGAGACGCUGGUCCAAAUAAGUAUGUCGGGAGAGAGAGAACAGAGAUGCGUAUGCAAAACAGGAGUCCUAGGAGAAGACAAUUCAGCGGCUGGGAUUCUAGACGUCGCUUCUCCCCACCUAUAUACAAAGGUGGUGAAUACCGUUUUGGACGUCAAACCGUUGUGGAGGACCGAGUUAUGAUGAGUGGCUUUGAUCAGCCAGGCCCAGGCCCAAGUCCAGGUUCGCGUGGCUAUGUUCGUAGGCAUUUCUCAAAUGGAGGAUACCAGGGUCGGUUCAGAAGGUUUCCAGAUGGCAACGGGAAUCGUGAUUUCAGAGACGCAAAUCGUUCCUUUCCUCCCGGUGAUGCGAACGACUAUCCAAGUCGCAUGCACAUCAACCGGAUGAAUGGUAGGAGAGAGAGAAGCAACUCUCCUCCCGUCUUCAGGAGGAGAUUGCACGACCCUCAAUCACGGUCCAGGUCCAGAAGUCGCUCUCCAGUUUCAUGGAACGGGCGGAACAGGUCUCCACCAGGGUUCCGGGGCGAUGAAAACAGGAUGGAGAGAGUGAGAUUCCCAUUCCAGAAACGGUUUCCUCUCAACCAAGAGACGGGAUUCAUGUUGCAGCAAAGAAACCAGCGAAACUCAAGGUUUUUUGAUGGCAGAAACAAAGAUGGCGGUUGGGAGAAUCAUCAUAAUGACUUGAGGGGAAGAACAGGGAGGAUGUUUAGAUCAGAGCAGAGAUUUGACAACAUGAGAAGGGUGAACUCGGAGAACAAUAGUAAUUUCAGACCAUUUGUACGGCAUAAUAAUAAUAAUAGUAGAAGGUUUGAUGAUGAUGGUGGAAGCCGAGGAGAAGGGUUUAAAUAUAAGGGAGCGGAGGAGAAGAAUGAGUAUGAGAUGAUGGUGCACCGGCCUCAGACAAUGGAAGAAGAUGGUGGGCGGUUGAGAUUAGAUGGAGAACAACUAGACACUCUUGUUUCCAAGGACAAUAAGAACAACAACGAGGCUUCAUUAACAAAAUAGAAUAUGACACUUUUGGGUUUUGGUAGGUUCUCUUUUUUUUCAUAUUUUGUGUUUAGCAGUUGAACGGCACCGGAGUUUUAGAGAGGCAAAAGAAAUGCCUGGUGACGUUGAUUUCUUUUCUAGUUUAGGGUUUAGGGUUUAGAGUUUGGUUCACUCAUGUUUCUAGAGGCUUGUAUCACCAUAAUACGUGUGGGUUUUGCUGCCACAUAUAUGUAACAUUGUAACAACUUCUUGAAGUAACGAACAUUAUUCUAUAA
Raphanus sativus (radish) is the source of this 3421-nucleotide messenger RNA. RefSeq lists its product as uncharacterized. The record is from RefSeq and is a predicted model, not a curated record. Gene Ontology annotation, molecular function: peptidase activity. Bases 90 to 3164 code for a protein of 1024 amino acids. The transcript is spliced from 6 exons. Lineage: Eukaryota; Viridiplantae; Streptophyta; Magnoliopsida; Brassicales; Brassicaceae.